Molecule: messenger RNA, 819 nt
Organism: Scedosporium apiospermum
Lineage: Eukaryota; Fungi; Ascomycota; Sordariomycetes; Microascales; Microascaceae
Product: Histidine kinase
Exons: 7
Coding region: 1-819 (272 amino acids)
Biological process (GO): UTP biosynthetic process; CTP biosynthetic process; GTP biosynthetic process
Molecular function (GO): nucleoside diphosphate kinase activity
Source: RefSeq, a predicted model, not a curated record
AUGGCUGAGCUGGACCAGUCAAGCUCCCAGGAGCAGCCCACGCCAAUGCCCAACAAGGUCGAAGCCCAAAGCGAUAAGCAGCACAAGCAAGAGGACCCCACCAAAACACGAACCCCGCCAGCUGCACAGCAAGCAAGGACUGGCAGCAGCCCCGAGCAACCACUCCACACGACCUUUCAAAAUUUGACCCCGCCAAUUUUCGUCGUCUCCCUUGCUAUUGUCUUCCUCCUCCUUGGACUUUUACUUUCCCCUCUUGUUUCUUCUCGGUCAAGCCCAUCACCUCCCAUCCAUACCGUCACCACAACAGUCACCUCUUUUCAAACUCCUACCCUUUCUCCAAAACCACCCGCAAACAUGUCUUCCGCCGAGCAGACCUUCAUUGCCAUCAAGCCCGAUGGUGUCCAGCGUGGACUCAUUGGCCCCAUCAUCUCCCGCUUCGAGAACCGAGGCUUCAAGCUCGUCGCCAUCAAGCUUGUGAGCCCCUCCAAGGAGCACCUUGAGACCCACUACGCCGACCUCAAGGAGAAGCCCUUCUUCCCCGGUCUCGUUCAGUACAUGCUUAGCGGCCCCAUCUGCGCCAUGGUCUGGGAGGGCCGUGAUGCCGUCAAGACCGGCCGAACCAUCCUCGGUGCCACCAACCCCCUCGCCUCCGCCCCCGGCACCAUCCGUGGUGACUUCGCCAUCGACGUCGGCCGCAACGUCUGCCACGGCUCCGACAGCGUCGAGAACGCCAAGAAGGAGAUUGCUCUCUGGUUCAAGGAGGGUGAGCUCGUCAGCUGGAAGACUGCCCAGUUCGACUGGAUCUACGAGAAGGCCUAA